AUGAAAACUGACAUUUUAUACUUCAUCAUCCUUGGAGUUUUCAAAGGUUUAUCUGAAGGAGGAGGUGUGUUACCAGAUGGUCCUCUGAAUGCAACUGUUGGAGGGACGGUGAUGUUCAGAACCAAUAUGACUCCAACAGAAACACAGUUUUCAUUAGUGAGCUGGAGUUUUAAUGGUAGUUCUGUGCCAAUAAUAUCCUCACGGCCUACUUCAAACUCAACUGCACCAGAGUAUAAAGACAGAAUCACCCUGUUUACAUCAACUGGCUCUCUGGAGCUCAGGAAUCUGGAACUCAAGGACAGUGGAGAGUAUAGAGUUGAACUUUUACCACCAGGUGCCUCUAAAAUAACAGGAAAGACUUGGCUGGAUGUCUAUGCACCAGUCUCCAAUGUAAGAGUAACUCCACCAACAGCAGACCUGGUUGAGUUCAACAGUUCUGCCCGUCUGUCCUGCUCCUCCUCUGGAUCUUCUCUCUCCUUCCUCUGGAUGAACAGCAGCUCUGAGCUUACAGACAGUGACAGAGUUCAGAUCACUGAUGGAGGAUCCACUCUGAUUAUAAUCAGUGUGACCCGAUAUGACCAGGGACCAUACAGCUGUCGUGUGUCUAAUCCUGUCAGUGCUGAAACCAGUAAACCAGUAAACCUCGCCAUUAGUUACGGCCCAGAAUAUAUACAGCUGCACGUGUCUCCAUCAGACGUUCACUAUGAAGAAGGAUCAGACAUCACUCUGAGCUGCUCAGCUGAGUCUGAACCUUCUGCUGAUUUUAAAUGGCUUCUGGAUGGAGACCUGCUGCCUGAUUCUGGACCUGAACUCAGACUGAUGAACGUUCAGAUGAGUCAGAGUGGAAACUACAGCUGUCAGGCCUUUAACAGCAAAACUCUGAGAUAUCAAACAUCUCAACCUUUAUCAGUGUUUGUUCUUGCACGAGUCUCCAAUGUAAGAGUAACUCCACCAACAGCAGACCUGGUUGAGUUCAACAGUUCUGUCCGUCUGUCCUGCUCCUCCUCUGGAUCUUCUCUCUCCUUCCUCUGGAUGAACAGCAGCUCUGAGCUUACAGACAGUGACAGAGUUCAGAUCACUGAUGGAGGAUCCACUCUGACUAUAAUCAGUGUGACCCGAUAUGACCAGGGAUCAUACAGCUGUCGUGUGUCUAAUCCUAUCAGUGCUGAAACCAGUCAACCAGUAAACCUCUCCAUUAGUUACGGACCAGAACCUGUACAAACAAAUGUGUCUCCAUCAAAAGUUCACUAUGAAGAAGGAUCAGACAUCGCUCUGAGCUGCUCAGCUGAGUCUAAACCUUCUGCUGAUUUAAAAUGGCUUCUUGAUGGAGACCUGCUGCCUGAUUCUGGACCUGAACUCAGACUGAUGAACGUUCAGACGAGUCAGAGUGGAAACUACACCUGUCAGGCCUUUAACAGCAAAACUCUGAGAUAUCAAACAUCUCAACCUUCUGCUGUCUCUGUGCUUGCACGGAUCUCCAACGUUGUGGUCAGAUCAAACCCCACAGACCUGGUGGAGUUCAGCAGCUCUGUCAGUCUCUUCUGCUCUUCAUCUGGAUCCUCUCCCUCUUUCUUGUGGAUGAAUGGCAGCUCUGAGGUCAGCGACAGUGACAGAGUUCAGAUCACUGAGCAACACUCCACUCUGACUUUAAUUAUUGUGACCAGAUACGACCGGGGACCAUACAGGUGUCAUGUGUCCAAUUACUUCAGUACUGCCAUCAGUGAUCCAUUACACCUCCUGAUCAGCUAUGGACCAGAACAAAUUAAACUAACAGUCUUACCACCUCGAGAAUACUUUGAGGAAGGCUCAGACGUCCACCUGUCCUGCUCAGUUGACUCCAGACCUGCUGCCACGUUUCAGUGGUUUCUGAAUGGAGAUCUUCUGCCUCAGUCUGGAUCAGAACUCAAUCUGAAGAAUGUUGACAUGAGCCAAAGUGGAAACUACAGCUGUCAGGCCUUUAACAGCAAAACUCUAAAGAGUCAACACUCUCAGCCUGUAGUCGUCCGAAUAGUGGAACCAAGAGGUCUCUCAAGUGAUGUCAUUGCUGCAAUAGUUAUUACAUGUUUGAAAGUUGUUGGUGCAGGAGCUGCAGGAGGCUUUUUAAUUUACAAAGGAAAGUAA
Nematolebias whitei (Rio pearlfish) is the source of this 2121-nucleotide messenger RNA. RefSeq names its product carcinoembryonic antigen-related cell adhesion molecule 5-like. The record is from RefSeq and is a predicted model, not a curated record. The coding region runs from base 1 to 2121 and encodes 706 amino acids. Lineage: Eukaryota; Metazoa; Chordata; Actinopteri; Cyprinodontiformes; Rivulidae. The transcript has 9 exons.